GGUCAAUGAGAACGACGAGAAACUUCAUCCCGACUUGGAGGAUUCGAUCAACCAGGAUAGCGCACUCAAUAGCCAAUUGCUCACACCCGUUAGUAGUGACACUGCAUCAACAGACAACGUGAAGCUGAAUAGGCGUCUGAACAGAGUGAACAGUACGCUUCAUGUAGAGUUGUGUGUAGGCUAUUGCGUUAUAUAUUAA
Molecule: messenger RNA, 199 nt
Organism: Sphaeroforma arctica JP610
Lineage: Eukaryota; Ichthyosporea; Ichthyophonida
Exons: 1
Source: RefSeq, a predicted model, not a curated record